CUUUUCUUCUCUCCCCCCAAAACCAAAGUUCAAAAGAACUAUUGUCCUUGAAAAUAGUCAAAAUAGCCUAGAUUCCCUCCAUCUCAUAGAUUAGCAAUUGAGAGAGAAUGUGAACGACAUGAAUCUCCAACAUCAACCCCAAAACGGCGUCGUUUUGCCUCCACUUUCGUCGUUCGUGUGCGACUGGGAACAAGACGAGCCUUUCUCAGAGGAAGACCUUCGCGCCAUCGAAGCCAUCGAAUCCCGCUUUUACAACAACAAGCGCCCCCGCCGCCGCCGAUUGCCGAGAUCACUUGUCGCUCUUCAGCACCCUAAUGCCCUUUCCUUGUCACCUUGCCAAGGCUACUCAAGGAUGCGGUUGCCUGUAAUAAAGUUUGCUGGCCAAAUUAUGUAUAGUAGGACGUUUGCUGAUGUAGAGAAAUCUGCAGAAAAGCUAUUGAAAAUUCUUGAAGAAAAGAAAAGACAGAUGGUGCAAAUUCCACUUGGAUUUGACAUUGAGUGGAAACCUAGCUUCAGAAGCGGUGUUCCACCUGGGAAAGUAGCAGUGAUGCAGAUAUGUCAUGGCACUAGCCAUUGUCAUGUUCUACAUCUAAUUCAUUCUGGAAUCCCUAAAAAUCUACAGAUCCUGCUUGAAGAUCCUUUAAUUUUGAAGGUUGGAGCUGGGAUUCGUGGCGAUGCUGCGAAGGUUUUUAGAGACUAUAAAAUAUCUGUUAAAGGCUUGGAAGAUCUUUCUUUUCAUGCUAAUAGAAAGCUAGGCGGAAGUCCACAUCAGUGGGGUCUUGCAUCUUUGGCUGAAAAGCUUUUAUCCAAACAGCUUAAAAAGCCAAACAAAAUAAGACUGGGGAAUUGGGAGAUUCCUGUUUUGUCAAAGGAGCAAUUAGAGUAUGCAGCCACAGAUGCAUUUGCUUCCUGGCAUCUCUUUCAGGCUAUUAAAGAUCUUCCAGAGGCCCAAGUGGAAAGUACUGAUAAAAGUGGCAAAGUGGAAGAUGUACCGCAACAAUGACUAUAUCUCCAACUCUGUGUUUGAUGUUUGUAAAUGGAAAGGCAAUGAUCACUUUGGUUGAAAAUUACUCCUCAAUUAAUGUUCAAUAAUUUGUCAUACAUGAAGCAUCAAACAUCUUUGAAAAUAUCACACCCUGAUCCCAUGAUAUUUGUGAUAGGGGAUUAAAAGCUUCCAGAACUUCUAAAAGUAACUAUGUAAUUCCCGCUAUAAUGGUUCGCAACUUAGCAUCAAUUGAAUAUCAAAAUCUUUGCUAUGAAAUAAAAUAUUUG
Messenger RNA from Arachis duranensis, 1272 nucleotides. RefSeq names its product 3'-5' exonuclease. Gene Ontology annotation, biological process: nucleobase-containing compound metabolic process. Lineage: Eukaryota; Viridiplantae; Streptophyta; Magnoliopsida; Fabales; Fabaceae. Gene Ontology annotation, molecular function: nucleic acid binding; 3'-5' exonuclease activity. The record is from RefSeq and is a predicted model, not a curated record.